AAGCCAUGAAGUGACUGGAGUUUCAUUUCUUGGAACACUGUGUUGGGCUCAGUACCUCUUUGUCUAAGGUUGCAACAUCAUCCAUUGGAAUGCUGAAGCAUGCAGGCGUUAAUUUAAGAGGGUUUCAGGUCAGGUGUGGCACCCCUUGUUGUUGAAUAUCCUGACUGUAUACCCUUACAAAUUCCAAAUGGCCUUAGGGGAGUGGGCCCUGGUGUGCUGAAGAGUGAGGAGAUCUGACGGGAGAGAUUCUGACCAACCCAUUCACAACUGCAACAACUCCGGUUGACUCACUGCACGGUUGAAGAAAAGGCAAAUACAGCUUGCAAAGAAACUACUCAUGGGCGAAUCCGUUGCCAAGCCAUCGCACCUGAGUGUAAGCUCCACUGCCUGAGUGUUUGAACAAGCAGAGACAUGCUGCAAGCCAGCAAAGUGGGCCUUCCACACACACCCAGAGCGCACUCUUAUAACCUACUGUUAGGUGGUCCCUACAAGAUCUUACUCUGUGCUCGUGUUUCCCAUUGGCUGCAGUCAAAUGUUUGUUUCCCGAAGCUCUGCUUCAUCAGCUCGAAAUGUGGAAGAAACGGAAAGCCCGUCAACUGGAAAUUUCAGCUCCCGUCAACUUCCAGCACAGGGUCCACACCUCCUUCGACCCACAAUGCCAGAAAUUUAUUGGGCUUCCCAAGCAGUGGCAGGGGCUGCUGGCGGAUGGCGUAAAGCAGCCAAAACCUCUGGAAGAUCACUCCAUAGUUAUGCCUGAGGAUGUGGCACCAUUAAAGCCUAUCGUCCGUGGAAGUGUACCAGCAAUGAAUAGUUACCUCACAGGGUUGCUGUCCGACCUGAGGGAACUCUCGUUUACAGGAUCCAACUCUUUACGAAGAAAUACCAUUUGCUUUUCCCAAAGGAAAGAGUGGCCACUGAGGGGAUUCAAGGAAGGUGACACUCAAGAAAUGCUGCAAAAGCAUGCAAGUUAUACGGGACGUUGGAGCAGUAAUCUCUCCAGAGAUCAGGAAAGAUGUUGUAAAGGGGAGAAUGGAAGUCUCACGGCUAGGCUCCAUCUGCCAAAGAGUUCACAUUUGCAACAGAAUGAUGGUGGGAUUCACAGGACCAAAUUAACCCAGAACCUGACCGUCCCCUCACUGGAAUAUGAACGGCAGAGAACAGAGUCUUUCAAUAAUGUACAAAGUCUUGCACCUCAACCAGGGAACUCUGUCAACCCACCAGACAGAAGUGCCUUUGGACCAGACUCUCCACAGGGAACAAGACCAAGGAGAAGAAACAGUAUUGGCUGGAGACCCAUUAGCUGCUUUUUCAUUCAGUCCAGCCCGAAGCAGUCAAGAGAUCAGGCUUCCACCUCGGGCACCUCCCCUCGGGCAGACCUCUCACUCGGCACUUCAGCAAGAGUCACCUCAGCUAGCAAGAAUCAGGCAAGCAACCAGCCCAGGAGCAACGGAGGAAUAGUCCAGACCAGUGUUGGAAGUCCGGGGGAAUCCGUGAGGAGGGGGAGCAAAAUGAAGAAUCCUGGAAAUGUUUCAGUGCCAAGUCAAGACUCUCACCAGAUGAGGGGGAGCGUAUCCCAGGGGCAGGUGAGCCUACGGGGGAGUGGCUCACACACACACUGCUCACCUCAGAACAGCCCCACUCUCCGAGAACAUCGUCCUGCCACGGGAGCUGGCAGAGUUACCCACGAGCAGUUCAAGGCUGCCAUAGCAACUGUGGUUGACCAGACUGAUCCCAGGAAGCACCUGGAGUCCUUCAGUAAAAUUGGGGAAGGGUCCACGUGCAUUGUGUGUGCAGCCGUAGAGAAGCAAACGGGCCGCAGAGUGGCGGUGAAGAUGAUGGACCUGCAGAUGCAGCAGCGACGGGAGCUCCUGUUCAAUGAGGUGGUGAUUAUGAAAGACUACAAGCACGAGCACAUUGUGGAGAUGUACAGCAGCCAUCUGGUGGGUGACCAGCUGUGGGUUGUGAUGGAGCUGCUGCAGGGUGGAGCCCUCACCGACAUCAUUUUACAGACCAGGAUGAAUGAGCAGCAGAUCGCCACUGUUUGCCUGUCAGUCUUGAAGGCACUGGAUUACCUACACUCCCAGGGUGUGAUCCACAGGGACAUCAAGAGUGACUCUAUUCUGCUGACACUCGACGGAAGGGUUAAGCUGUCAGAUUUUGGAUUUUGUGCGCAAGUGAACAGGGAGAUUCCCAGACGGAAAUCCUUGGUUGGCACUCCCUAUUGGAUGGCUCCGGAAGUGAUUGCCCGAUUGCCUUAUGGGUCAGAGGUGGAUAUUUGGUCACUCGGGAUCAUGGUGAUGGAGAUGGUGGAUGGAGAACCUCCCUACUUCAGUGAGAAUCCUGUGGAAGCCAUGAAAAUGCUCCGAGACAAGCCUCCUCCCAGGCUGAAGCAGGAACACAAGGUAUCCCCGAUCCUUCGAGACUUCCUGAGCCGGAUACUAAUUCAUGAGGUGCAGCAAAGAGCUAAGCCUGCUGAGCUCCUGGACCACUUCUUCCUUCUGCAGGCCGGGCCGCCUGACUGCAUGGUGCCUUUGAUCCAGCAAUGUAACCAGGGAUGAGGUUACAGAAGAGUACAAGUUUCCAAAAUGCUUUCUCAUCUGUAUUCCUGACCACAGUUUACAUACCACCAGCGGCUGAUAGUAAGCAAGCACUCACAAAACUGCACAAUGUUGUCUGUAAGCAAGAAACAACUCGUCCCAAUUUCAAAUUGCAGUCAGUGACUUUAACCAGGUGUAUGUGAAGAAAACCCUUCCCCAUUAACACCAGCACAUAACCUAUUGCACAAAAGGUCCCAAACACUAGACCACUGCUUUACUGCAAUAAUGAAUGCCUAUUGUUACUUCUCAAGACUGCAUUUUGGCAAGUCAGAUCAUUUGGCUGUACUCCUGCUACCUGCAUACAGACUGAGUCUAAGGCCCAAGGCUCCAGAGAUCAAGACAACAAAGGGGUGGAGGCAGGAGGCUGAGAAACUGUUAUAGGAUUGCCUCGAGUCAAUGGACUGGGCUGUGUUUAAGAACACAUCUGAGGACCUGAAUGUCUACACCAGGGUCAUUACAGACUUUAUUAGAACAGCUGUGGAUGAGUGUGUCCCCACAAAAUCAUUCAGGGUUUUCCCCAAUCAGAAGCCCUGGAUGAACAAUGAAAUCUGGGAUCUGCUGAGAGCCAGGUCGGAGGUGUUCAAGACUGGAGAUCAGGAAUGCUACAAGAGCUGCAGGUAUGAUCUCUGGAAAACCACCUCAUGGGCGAAGUGGAAAUUCUGGGCUAGACUGGAAUCAAUGAGGGAUGCUCAACAGCUGUGAAUGCCAUAACCUCCUACAAAAUUAAAUCUUGUGACACAGAGGACAGCAGAGCUUCGCUUCCAGAUGAGCUCAAUGCCGUCUAUUCUUGCUUUGGCUACCAAAACAGGAAGGAAUUAUUACGCACCCCCACAUCUCCCAAUGAUCCUUUUGUCUCAUGAAGAUGACGUGGGGGCUGCUUCUACAGAGUGAAUUCAAGGAAAGCAUCUGGUCCAGAAGGAGUACCUGGCUGAGUACUGAAGACUUGUGCAAACCAACUGGCUGGUGAAGAUCUUCAACCUCUCACUCCAGAGCAUGUGGUACCCACCUGCUUCAAGCAGGCUUCAAUCAUACCAGUGCCCAAGAAGAGCGUGGUAUCAUCCAGUAGCACUUACAUCCACAGUGAUGAAGUGUUUUGAGAGGCUGGUGUUGAAGGAUAUCAACUCCUGCUGAAAGGAACAAGAUCUACAGCAGAUGCCAUCUCCUUGGCCAUCUUCACACAACCCUGGAACACCUGGACAGCAAAGAUGCAUACACCAGGCUGCUCUUUAUCGAUUACAUCUCAGCGUUUAACACCAUCAUCUUAUCAAAGCUCCAAGAUCUGGGCCUCAAUACGCCUUGUGCAAAUGGAUCUUUGAUUUUCUCACUUGUAGACUCCAUUCAGUUUGGAUUGGCAAAAACAUCUCCUCCAUAAUCUCCAUCAGCCCAGGAGCACCCCAGGAAUGUGAGCACCCCCGGCUUUACAUGCUUUACACCUAUGACUGUGUGGCUAAGUACAACUCCAACACCAUAUGUAAGUUUACUGAUGACACCACUGCUGAGAGCCAUAUGAAAGAUGGUGAUGAAUCAGCAUACAGGAGGGUGGAGAUUGAAAACUUGGCUGACUGAUGUAAUAACAAUAACCUCACACUCAAUGACCAAGGAACUGAUUGUAGAUGUAAGGAGAGGUCCAUGAACCAGUAAUCAUUGGAGGUGGAGAGGGUCAAUAACUUUAAAUUCCUGUGUGUCCUGGACCCAUCGUAUUAAUAUUAUUGUGAAGAAAGCAGGACAGUGCCUGUACUUCCUCAGGAGUCUGCGGCAGUUCGGCAUGUCAUCAAAACCCUUGGCAGACUUGUAUAGAUGAGUGGUGGAAGGUGUGCUGACUGGCUGGUUCCCGGUAUGGGAACACCAAUGGCUUUGAGUGGAAAAUCCAUAAAAGGUAGUGGAAUCGACCCAGUACAUCAUGGGUGAAACCCUCCCAGUCACAGAGCACAUCUACAUGAAACACUGCUGUAGAAAAGCAGCAUCCGUCGUCAGAGACCCUCAGCACCACCCAGGCCACACUCUUUUCUCACUGCUGUCAUCAGGUGGAAGGUACAGGAACCUCAGGACUCACACCACCAGGUUCAAGAACAGUUACAACCUCUCAACCAUCAGACUCUUGAACAAAGGGGGAUAGCUACACUCAUUUAAGGACUUUUUUAGCUUGUUAUUUCAUACUUGUUAUUUAUUGCUAUUUAUUUAUAUUUACAUUUGCACAGUUUGCUGUCCAUUGACCCUGUUUAGAGUUACUGUUCUAUAGAUUUGCUAAACGUGCCUGCAGACAAAGAGUCUCGGUUGUAUGUGGUGACAUGUAUGUACUCCCAUAAUAAAUUUUACUUUGAACUUUGAGCUUCAGGACCAGUGGAUACAGCCUUAGAAUAGAGGGCAUCCUUUUAGAAUGCAAAUGAGGAGGAAUUUCUUUAGUCAGAGAGUGGUGAAUCUGUGGAAUUCAUUGCUACAGAUGGCAGUGAAGGCCAAGUACUUAAGGUAGAGGUUGAUAGAUUUUGGAUUAGUCAGGGCAUGAAGGGAUACAGGGAGAAGGCAGGAGACUGGGACUGAGAAGGAAAAUACAUCGGCCAUGUAUUUUAUACAAUACCAAUGGCAGAGCAGAUUCAAUGAGUCAAAUAGCUUAAUUCUGCUUCUAUAUCAUAUGGUUUUGUAGUCUAUAUAAAGCUAAUCUUUAAACAGUCUGAGACCCUUUAUCAGGACUGGAGUGAGUUGGGAGAGGAAGGUGGAGUAUGGAACCAAAUAAGAGAAAGGGAGUGCUGAUGGGAACAGUAGGACAAGUGUGUAGAGGGGUGACCAGAAUGAGUGGGUGAGAGGGCAAUAGAACUGGGUUUCUGUAAGAGGAGUUGAGUAAUUUAGGAGGAGUGAGGAAAGGAGGGGAGCGGUAUAUGGGAAACCAGAGCGGUCGCAGGGAGGAUGUGCAAGCUCCACAGGGACAUUGACCAAGACCAGGAUUGAACCUGAGUCGCUGGAGCUGUGAUAAGGAAUGGCAGGAGAGGGUAGUUCAGCCCCUUAGAAUCAGAAUCACUGGCGAAUGUCAUGAAAUUUGUUGUUAUGAGGCAGCAGUACAUUGCAAUACAUAAAAUUAAUUAUUAUUAUGUAUAGUGAUAUACUGCUGCUUGAGCACUCUCUACCAUUGAAUAAAUCCAUCCAGAUCCUACAUCACCUGGCUGGACUACAACCCAACAGCAUGAACACUGAAUUCUCCAUCUUGGUCACGAUUUUGUCACCUUAUCCAGUUAGCCAGUUAACAGGUCAAUUGGUUUAUUGAAGUCAAUGCUAUAACCACCUUAUAAACAAGAUCAAUGCUGAAAUUCAUUUAUCAAUAUUCCAGUGAGAUCAGCCCUUCUGAGCUGCUUUUCAGGGGCCCUCUUUUAUGGUCAAUAUUCCUUAUUCUGCACUGUGGGGAAACAUCCUGUAAGGAGAAACAAUCCCAUGUUAAUUAUGUCCUGACGAAGGGUCUCGGCUCAGAACGUCGACAGUGCUUCUCCCUAUAGAUGCUGCCUGGCCUGCUGUGUUCCACCAGCAUUUUGUGUGUGUUGUUUGAAUUUCCAGCAUCUGCAGAUUUCCUCGUGUUUGCUCCAUGUUAAUCAUCAUUGAAAUGUUCCCACCACCUAUGGACAUUUCACCUCAUAUUUUUGAUAUUUUUUACUUAUUUAUUAAUUAUUAUUAUUUCUUUAAUUUAAUACUUGCACAGUUUGUUGUCUUUUGCACAUUGAACGCCCAAGUUGGUAUGGUCUUUAAUUGAUUCUGUUAUGGUUAUUAUGGGUUGGUGGAGUGAAGAUAUGUCUCUACCACAGGAGGUGUAAGGCUCUCCUUCCCUCUGCUAGCCUGCAGGGCAAGGUGUAGCACCUGCUUAGUUUCCCCCACCCCCCACCGCUCGAUCAGAGUCACGUAAGGCCAUGGGAGUAGGUAGUGAAUGGUCGUGUGAGCAGCUGGUGCAUAUCACAAGCCCUGGUCAUGUGACCACUGACGACAGGCAGACAGUCUCUGAAGAGUAUUGAUAAUGGUCUUGUAAAGACACUGCCCAGAAGAAGGCAAUGGCAAACCACUUCUGUAGAAACAUUCGCCAAGAACAAUCAUGGUCAUGAUUAGAGAAAAGAAUAAGCAGAUUAAAGACAGGUGGAAGACCAUGACCACCCACAUCAUACAACACGACGCAUAAUGAUGAUUGUGGUUAUUAUUCUAUUAUGGAUUUAAUAAGUAUGCCCACAAGAAAAUGGAUCUCAGGGUUGUACAUGGUGACAUAUAUGUACUUUGAUAAUAAAUUUACUUUGAACUUUGAGCUGGGUUUUGUUGUAUGUGUACCCAGAGACAGGGAUCAGGUGAACCAAACACACCCACUGGGAUUGGUUGGAGUCAUCUUCCAUUCCGUUGGGUUGAUCAUCAUUGUGUUGAAACCCUGGAAUCUGGCUAGUUUCUCCCACCCGGGGUUGCACAGAGAGUAGGAUUAGUCCGAGACAUCCCACACUGCCAGGUAAGCUAGAGACGGAAUCAAAAUGAGUGAACUGUUAGGUGGAUGCUGUUUGCGGAUAUAAAACCUUCAUUCUUCCUGUCAUGUGCUCGUGCUUACAGAGUAGAUACUAAGGGAGUUGUUGUACACUCACUGUACACUCGCUGACUGGUCACCCAUAAUGUUAGUACAGCACUGGUAGGUUACAACUAUGCUCCUGUUUAAGAUGACUUAGUUUAAUACAGUUGUUAUUUUGAU
Hypanus sabinus (Atlantic stingray) is the source of this 7293-nucleotide messenger RNA. Its product is annotated as serine/threonine-protein kinase PAK 4-like. The coding region runs from base 570 to 2558 and encodes 662 amino acids. The transcript is spliced from 11 exons. Gene Ontology annotation, biological process: protein phosphorylation; intracellular signal transduction; regulation of MAPK cascade. Lineage: Eukaryota; Metazoa; Chordata; Chondrichthyes; Myliobatiformes; Dasyatidae. Gene Ontology annotation, molecular function: protein serine/threonine kinase activity; ATP binding. The record is from RefSeq and is a predicted model, not a curated record. Gene Ontology annotation, cellular component: cytoplasm.